UUUCCAAGCCUAAAGUCAGUUCCAGGAGAACCGCGAAACUAGUAACACUACAAUUUAAUAAUUUCGUUUUUCUUCAAAAUGGAUAAUCUAUCGAUAUUUUUGUGUUUUGUGAUCGGGUUAAUUUCGUUUGUUCUGAUUUCAUUUAAGAAACGGUACACAUAUUGGAAAGAUCGGGGAGUACCAUACCUUGAACCCACGAUUCCAUUUGGCAAUUUACCUCCACGACAAGCGCACUUCAAAGAUAUUAUGGAACCAUUUUAUAAACAGAAGAAACCAGGAGCCCCUUUCAUGGGGGCUUACUUCUUCAGAACUCCUGUCGUUAUUGCAACAGAUCUUGACUUCGUACAAAAUGUCCUUGUCAAGGACUUCAGUAAUUUUCAUGAGCGCGGGAUGUAUGUGAACGAGGAAGAUGAUCCUCUUUCGGGACAUAUGUUUUCUUUGGAUGGCGAGAAAUGGAAAUCUUUACGAGCAAAACUCUCACCCACAUUCACAUCCGGAAAGAUGAAAUUCAUGUUCCCAACUGUAGUGGAUGUUGCCAAUCGAUUCAAUUCCACAUUAUCAGAAAUUUUGGAGACGGAAUCGGAAUUGGAGGUGCGAAACGUAUUGGCCAGAUUCACCACUGAUGUUAUCGGGACAUGUGCUUUUGGAAUUGAGUGCAAUAGCUUAAAAACUCCCAAUUCCGAUUUUCGCAAAUAUGGUUCCAAAAUAUUUGAUGAACCCCUUCAUGGAUCCCUCGUGCAACUGUUCUUGAUGCAAUAUCCCAAAAUCGCAAAGAAGCUUCACUUAAGGGUUUUCCACAAAGAAGUUGAAGAAUUUUUCAUGGGAUUGGUGCGUGAAACUAUCGAUUAUCGGGAGAAAAAUAAUGUCAGACGAAAUGAUUUUAUGGACCUCCUUAUUCAGCUUAAAAAUGGCGAAGCUUUGGAUGAACAUUCUCAGAAAUUAGGACGUGUAACUUUUGGGGAGAUUGUCGCACAAGCAUUUUUGUUUUUCAUCGCGGGUUUUGAAACAUCAUCAACCACCAUGCUAUUUGCUUUGUAUGAACUUGCAUUAAAUCAAGACGUCCAGGAGAAGGCACGUCAGGAAAUUGAAACUGUUCUUAGCAAACAUGAAGAAAAACUUACUUAUGAAGCUGUGAAAGACAUGGUGUAUGUGGAUCGCAUUAUAAGCGAAACUCUUCGCAAAUAUCCACCAGUGGUUAACCUUAUACGCCAAGCAGUUCGUGACUAUCGUGUCCCUGGGACGAAAAUCAUUAUUGAAAAAGGCACUGCGGUUUUCAUUCCAGAUUUUAACAUUCAACGUGACCCAAAAAUUUUCCCUAAUCCUGACGUUUUCGAUCCAGAUCGAUUUACUCCAGAGCAGAUAAAAGCCCGUCAUCCAAUGGCAUUUUUGGGUUUUGGUGAGGGCCCACGAAACUGCGUAGGAUUGCGAUUUGGACGAAUGCAAUCGAGAAUCGGUCUAAUUACACUUUUGAAAAAUUAUCGUUUUAAACCAUGCUCGAAAACGCCAAUUCCAAUGGUUUUCGAUGAAAAAAAAACCAAUUUUAUCACCAAAGUUUGGAAUGCAUUUGAAAAUAGAGAAAUUGUAAAUCGAUUACUUUUUGGCUUUGAAUCAUUUCUGUUCAAAAUGGAUAAUCUGUCGAUAUUUCUGUGUUUUGUGAUCGGGUUAAUUUCAUUGGUUCUGAUUUCAUUUAAAAAGCGGUACACAUAUUGGAAGGAUCGUGGAAUACCAUACAUAGAACCUACCAUUCCUUUUGGCAAUUUACCUCAACGACAAGUGCACAUCAAAGAUAUUUUGGAACCAUUUUAUAACCAGAGGAAACCAGGAGUAUCUUUCAUGGGGGCUUACUUCUUCAGAACUCCUGUUGUUAUAGCAACAGAUCUUGACUUCGUACAAAAUGUCCUUGUCAAAGACUUCAGUAAUUUUCAUGAGCGCGGAAUGUAUGUGAACGAGGAAGAUGAUCCUCUUUCGGGACAUAUGUUUUCUUUGGAUGGCGAGAAAUGGAAAUCUUUACGAGCAAAACUCUCACCCACAUUCACAUCCGGAAAGAUGAAAUUCAUGUUCCCAACUGUAGUGGAUGUUGCCGAUCGAUUCAAUUUCACAUUAUCGGAAAUUUUGGAGACGGAAUCAGAACUGGAGGUGCGAGAUUUAUUGGCCAGAUUUACGACUGAUGUUAUAGGAACAUGUGCCUUUGGGAUUGAAUGCAACAGCCUGAAAACUCCUAAUUCCGAAUUUCGUAAUUAUGGUGCUAAAAUAUUUGAUGAGCCCCUCCAUGGAUCCCUGGUCCAAUUGUUCUUGAUGCUAUAUCCAAACGUCGCAAGAAAGCUUCACUUUAGAUUUUUCCGGAAAGAAGUUGGAGACUUUUUCAUGGGAUUGGUACGUGAAACUAUCGAUUGCCGGGAGAAGAAUAAUGUCAGACGAAAUGAUUUUAUGGAUCUUCUGAUUAAGUUGAAAAAUGGCGAAUCUUUGGAUGAACAUUCUCAGAAAUUAGGACGGCUAACCUUUCAAGAGAUUGUCGCACAAGCAUUUGUGUUUUUCAUUGCUGGUUUCGAAACAUCAUCAACCACCAUGUUAUUCGCUUUGUAUGAGCUUGCAUUGAAUCCAGAUAUCCAGGAGAAGGCACGUCAAGAAAUUCAAACUAUUUUUGGUAAAUAUGAAGGGAAACUUACUUACGAAGCUGUGAAAGACAUGGUGUAUGUGGACCAGAUUAUUACCGAAACUCUUCGCAAAUAUCCACCAGUUGUCAAUCUACAACGCCAAGCAGUUCGUGACUAUCGGGUUCCUGGAACGAAAACAAUUAUUGAGAAAGGCACAGCGGUCUUCAUUCCAGGUUUUAGUAUCCACCGUGAUCCAAAAAUCUUCCCUAACCCAGACGUUUUCGAUCCGGAUCGAUUUACACCGGAACAAAUAAAAGCCCGCCAUCCAAUGGCAUUUUUGGGUUUUGGUGAAGGCCCACGAAACUGCGUAGGAUUGCGAUUUGGACGAAUGCAAUCAAGAAUCGGCCUAAUUACGCUUUUGAACAACUAUCGCUUUAAACCAUGCUCAAAAACGUCAAUUCCAAUGGUUUUUGAUGAAAAGAAACCAAUUUUAUCACCAAAGUUUGGAAUGUAUUUAAAAAUAGAGAAAUUGUAA
Molecule: messenger RNA, 3129 nt
Organism: Hermetia illucens (black soldier fly)
Lineage: Eukaryota; Metazoa; Arthropoda; Insecta; Diptera; Stratiomyidae
Exons: 4
Coding region: 79-3129 (1016 amino acids)
Molecular function (GO): heme binding; monooxygenase activity; oxidoreductase activity, acting on paired donors, with incorporation or reduction of molecular oxygen
Source: RefSeq, a predicted model, not a curated record